AUGCUAAAAAUUCUUAUUCCUACACUUAUGCUAAUUCCAACCGCCUGGGGGACCCCAGCUAAAUGAUUAUGACCUACAACCCUUGCCCACAGUCUAGUUAUUGCCCUUAUUAGUUUAACAUGGUUAAAAAAUAUGUCAGAGAUCGGCUGGUCGAGCCUGGGGCUUUAUAUAGCAACAGAUCCCCUCUCAACACCCCUUCUAGUUCUAACCUGUUGGUUACUCCCCCUAAUAAUCUUAGCAAGCCAAAAUCAUACAGCACUAGAACCCCUAAGCCGCCAACGAAUAUACAUCACAUUACUAACGUCCCUUCAAUUUUUUCUUAUCCUGGCUUUUAGUGCUACAGAAGUAAUUAUAUUUUAUGUUAUAUUUGAAGCCACCCUCAUCCCCACCCUAAUUAUUAUCACCCGCUGAGGAAACCAAACAGAGCGACUCAAUGCAGGAGUCUACUUCCUAUUUUAUACACUAGCAGGGUCCCUUCCACUACUUGUUGCCCUCCUCCUCCUGCAAAACAGCACUGGUACCCUCUCCCUGCUUACCCUACAAUUUUCAGACCCCCUUCAACUUACCUCCUACGCAGAUAAACUAUGAUGAGCAGGCUGUCUUCUAGCCUUUUUAGUAAAAAUACCCCUCUACGGAGUCCACCUCUGACUACCUAAAGCCCACGUAGAGGCUCCUGUUGCAGGCUCAAUAAUCCUAGCAGCUGUCCUACUAAAACUAGGAGGAUAUGGUAUAAUACGCAUAGUCAUCAUACUUGACCCCCUUACCAAGGACCUGAGUUUCCCGUUUAUUAUCUUUGCUCUCUGAGGCGUAAUUAUAACCGGGUCAAUCUGCUUACGUCAAACAGACCUAAAAUCGCUUAUCGCUUACUCCUCCGUAAGUCAUAUAGGCCUCGUUGUAGGAGGAAUUCUAAUUCAAACGCCCUGAGGCUUUUCUGGGGCCCUUAUUCUCAUAAUUGCCCACGGCCUAACAUCCUCGGCUCUCUUCUGCCUAGCAAAUACAAACUACGAACGAACUCACAGUCGAACAAUACUUCUGGCCCGCGGCCUUCAAAUAGUACUACCCCUAAUAACAGCCUGAUGAUUCCUUGCCAGCCUUGCUAAUUUAGCCCUUCCCCCACUUCCUAACCUUAUAGGAGAACUAAUAAUCAUUACCUCGCUGUUUAACUGAUCCUGAUGGACUCUGGCAUUAACCGGGGCUGGAACCCUAAUUACCGCGAGCUACUCUCUUUACAUGUUUCUUAUAACCCAGCGGGGCCCCAUUCCAGCACACAUAAUUGCAUUAGAACCCACCCACUCUCGAGAGCACUUACUGAUAGCCCUCCACCUCCUCCCCUUACUCCUCCUAAUACUUAAACCCGAGCUAAUCUGAGGGUGGACAUACU
Perca flavescens (yellow perch) is the source of this 1381-nucleotide messenger RNA. The record is from the annotation of a RefSeq genome assembly. NCBI's taxonomy places the organism in Eukaryota, Metazoa, Chordata, Actinopteri, Perciformes, Percidae.